CACCAUAGGCUAUCCUGUCCAUUGGUCUUUUUUGGUGUUUUUGCUUCCUUUAAUUCUUUGUUGGAUCCCAUUACAUGUCACAGCCUGAAUUUGUAACUCUGGUUAAUCGUUGCUUUCUUUAUGAAAGCUGUACUACUAACUAUACUACACCCCAAAAUCUUCGUGUACAUCUGCAUACUAGCCACGAUUUCGUAUUUCCUAAUCGACUCAAAACAAAGCGACGGCGCAACAACAAGUUAUUUUGGUAUACGCCCUAUCCUUGUGAUGAUAAACGGAUCAAGAAGCAUUUUGCAUGUCCAUGUUGCACUGCUCAUUUCGACAAUUUGAACUCUCUCAGCAAUCAUUUUAAUACCGAUCAUGAGGAUUAUCUUCCUGUAGACGAGCCCAGGCCACUAUCCCUCAGUAGCGGCAGUGUAUCAUCUUGCAGUAGUACCAAUACAUCAUCCAGCAGCAACACGCUACCCAGCGAAUUGUCUCUCAGUGAUGAUCAGCAUAAUUCUCUCAACAUCACCGCCACCAUUUUUAUGGACAAUCAUCAAGAUCAAGGUAGCACUGAAGUUGGGAUAAAACGCAACCACGACGAAACUCUCUUGCCGGAUACAGUUUCGUUUGAACCACCCCAGGGCGACCGCUUAACUGUGAGGGAUUUUGAUGUAUCUGAAGCGUUGUACCAAAUGCAACUUUCACUGAAAAAAUACAAGUAUAAAUUGUCUCUGGAGGAUCAUCUGCAUGUCAUAAUGGCCUCAGCAUCGAUCUUGCUUUUGACGCCCUACAAGUAUCCGGAUGAGUUGAAGCCUUUUAUUCAGCACGAUAACUGGCUUGCUACCAUUAAACUCAUUCAAAACAGGUACAAGAUCAAUCGGUUGUCUAUGCCUGUCAACACCGUGGCCAACAUGCUCGCGACCAUCGAUCAGCUCGUUACCGGCAAUAUCAACAGAAAGGGUGCUGUUCACGCCAUUGAUUCUUUAUCACUAUCAGCGCACGAGUCCAUGUUUGCUGCGGCAUUGUGCUCCUUGAUCCGCAAACUUCCACCUUUAGCCAUCGAAGAAGACAUGAAUGAAUCCGAACUGUGCUCGAGAUUUGUUGAUCCAUUCCUUUCUGGUCUUUUUGACGACCCCGAUGCCGGUGUAUAUCUCCGUUGGACCAAUGAAACCACUUUAGAAACGAAAAAGCACGGAAAUCAAGAUGGUUUGCGUCCUGAUAUGUGCAUCACUAAGUCUUACGGUGUAAAGUGGAGCUCAAGCUGUGGCUAUGGUGAGGCUAAGGCGUCCAAGCAAGCGGAAGAUCAUCAUGUGGUAUGCUAUGAUCUUCUCAAAGUAGCAGCAUUCUGCAAGAAUGCUCUUGACAAGCAAAAAUUCGAUGGUAUCUUGGGAAUCCAGAUCGUUGGCCGAACAAUUAUCUUUUAUGUACUUCUUUUGCCUGCCACGAAACUGUACACUAUGCUCAGAUUGGCCGAGAUCAAGCUACCCGACAGCCUCCAAGGUUUGCCAUCCUUAGUGACAGAACUACCAAACAUCUUGGGUGUUUUGGAUGUAUUUGACAACUUAUGCAUUCCAGCAAAGAAUAUAAAACGAGCUAUCGAUUGCCAAACCUCAACAGAACCAAUGUCGUUGUUCAACCUCAUCCUCUCAUCAUCUAAGGAUCGAAAGAGACCCUGCCAUUUAAAGCUUCGACAUAAUUAGUAUCCACUAUCCACGUGCUCCAACCAAUCUAACCUAUCCAAUCUGUACCCACAUUUCGGUUGAUUUCAAAAAAAAUAUUCCCUCCUGUAGUAAAGCACAAAUUUUGUAAUCAUCAAUAUAAUUGGAUAGACUUACUCUAUUCUUCACUUAUUUUCAUAACCAUACACAUAAAGAGACGUCAAAAAAAGGAUAAUUUUGCGUUAGUUUCUGUUAAUUUCAGAAAUGCGAUAUGGCCAAUGACGACCUCGAUCAUAGGCUACAUCAUAGGCUACAUCAUAGGCUA
Molecule: messenger RNA, 1965 nt
Organism: Rhizopus microsporus ATCC 52813
Lineage: Eukaryota; Fungi; Mucoromycota; Mucoromycetes; Mucorales; Rhizopodaceae
Exons: 1
Source: RefSeq, a predicted model, not a curated record